CUCUUCGGCUCCGACAUGGAAGAUGGACCUUCUAAUAACGCGAGCUGCUUCCGAAGGCUGACCGAGUGUUUCCUGAGCCCUAGUUUGACAGAUGAAAAAGUGAAGGCAUAUCUUUCUCUUCACCCCCAGGUAUUAGAUGAGUUUGUGUCUGAAAGUGUCAGUGCAGAGACUGUAGAAAAAUGGCUGAAGAGGAAAAACAACAAAAUAGAAGAUGAAUCAGCUCCUAAAGAAGUCAGCAGGUACCAAGAUACAAAUAUGCAGGGAGUCGUGUAUGAGCUGAACAGCUAUAUUGAGCAGCGGUUGGACACGGGAGGAGAUAACCAGUUGCUCCUCUAUGAAUUGAGUAGCAUAAUCAAAAUAGCCACAAAAGCUGAUGGAUUUGCACUGUAUUUCCUUGGAGAGUGCAAUAAUAGUCUGUGUGUGUUCACACCACCUGGGAUAAAGGAAGGAAAACCCCGACUCAUCCCUGCCGGGCCCAUUACCCAGGGCACCACCAUCUCCGCUUAUGUGGCCAAGUCCAGGAAAACCCUGCUUGUAGAGGACAUCCUUGGGGAUGAACGAUUCCCAAGAGGUACUGGACUGGAAUCAGGGACUCGCAUCCAGUCUGUUCUCUGCUUGCCAAUUGUCACUGCGAUUGGCGAUUUGAUUGGUAUUCUUGAGCUCUAUCGGCACUGGGGCAAGGAAGCCUUCUGCCUCAGUCAUCAGGAGGUUGCAACAGCAAAUCUUGCCUGGGCUUCAGUAGCAAUACAUCAGGUGCAGGUGUGCAGAGGUCUUGCAAAACAGACUGAAUUGAAUGACUUUCUCCUCGAUGUAUCAAAAACAUAUUUUGAUAAUAUAGUCGCAAUAGAUUCUCUACUUGAACACAUCAUGAUAUAUGCAAAAAACCUGGUGAAUGCCGAUCGUUGUGCACUCUUCCAGGUAGACCAUAAGAACAAGGAAUUGUAUUCAGAUCUUUUUGAUAUUGGAGAGGAAAAGGAAGGAAAGCCUGUCUUCAAGAAGACCAAAGAGAUAAGAUUUUCAAUCGAGAAAGGAAUCGCUGGUCAAGUAGCAAGAACAGGGGAAGUCCUGAACAUUCCAGAUGCCUAUGCUGAUCCACGCUUCAACAGGGAGGUGGACUUGUACACAGGCUACACUACCCGCAACAUCCUGUGCAUGCCCAUCGUGAGCCGGGGGAGUGUGAUAGGCGUGGUGCAGAUGGUGAACAAAAUCAGCGGCAGUGCCUUCUCCAAGACCGACGAGAACAACUUCAAAAUGUUCGCUGUCUUCUGUGCUUUGGCCUUACACUGUGCUAAUAUGUAUCAUCGAAUCCGGCACUCAGAGUGCAUCUACCGGGUAACCAUGGAAAAGCUGUCCUACCACAGCAUUUGCACUGCUGAGGAGUGGCAAGGCCUCAUGCGCUUCAACCUCCCUUUGCGGCUCUGCAAAGAAAUUGAGCUGUUCCACUUUGACAUUGGUCCUUUUGAAAGCAUGUGGCCUGGGAUCUUUGUCUACAUGGUUCAUCGGUCCUGUGGGACGUCCUGCUUUGAGCUUGAAAAGUUGUGUCGUUUCAUUAUGUCUGUGAAGAAGAACUACCGACGGGUUCCUUACCACAACUGGAAGCAUGCGGUCACGGUGGCACACUGCAUGUAUGCCAUAUUGCAGAACAAUUAUGGGCUCUUCACAGACCUCGAGCGUAAAGGACUGCUGAUCGCCUGUCUGUGUCAUGACCUGGACCACAGGGGCUUCAGUAACAGCUACCUGCAGAAGUUCGACCACCCGCUGGCAGCUCUCUACUCCACCUCUACCAUGGAGCAGCACCACUUCUCCCAGACAGUUUCCAUCCUGCAGUUGGAAGGGCACAAUAUCUUCUCCACCCUGAGCUCCAGUGAGUACGAGCAGGUGCUGGAGAUCAUCCGCAAAGCCAUCAUCGCCACUGACCUUGCCCUUUACUUUGGGAACAGGAAACAGUUGGAAGAGAUGUACCAGACUGGAUCUCUAAAUCUCCAUAAUCAGUCGCAUAGAGACCGUGUUAUUGGUUUGAUGAUGACUGCCUGUGAUCUUUGCUCUGUGACAAAACUGUGGCCAGUUACAAAAUUGACAGCAAAUGAUAUAUAUGCAGAAUUCUGGGCUGAGGGCGAUGAAAUGAAGAAAUUGGGAAUACAGCCAAUCCCUAUGAUGGACAGAGACAAGAAGGAUGAAGUCCCACAGGGGCAGCUUGGGUUCUACAAUGCCGUGGCCAUUCCCUGCUACACCACGCUGACCCAGAUCCUCCCCCCGACCGAGCCUCUGCUGAAAGCAUGCAGGGAUAACCUCAGUCAGUGGGAGAAGGUGAUCCGAGGGGAGGAGAGUGCCCAGUGGAUCUCAGCCUCGCCAGCGGCCCCAGAGACCUCUGAGAAGCCACCCGUGAAGACUGAUGGCUGA
Marmota flaviventris (yellow-bellied marmot) is the source of this 2400-nucleotide messenger RNA. RefSeq names its product phosphodiesterase 10A (gene Pde10a). Gene Ontology annotation, molecular function: protein binding; 3',5'-cyclic-nucleotide phosphodiesterase activity. Gene Ontology annotation, biological process: signal transduction. Lineage: Eukaryota; Metazoa; Chordata; Mammalia; Rodentia; Sciuridae. The record is from RefSeq and is a predicted model, not a curated record.